AUGCCUACCGAGUUCAUUAGUGUAACCUUUCCCAACUCAGCAACGGAGAUCAACUCGGGACCUAACCCGACUGAUAUUGAUCCGACUUAUCUUGUUCGCUACGCAAGAACUCUAGAUGACUAUGGAUUCAACUACACGUUGGUGCCGUACGGCUCGGGGUCAUUUGACCCCUUCACCAUUGGUGCUACAAUAGCGGCAGUGACGAAGCAGAUCAAGGUCAUCAUCGCACUGCGUCCCAAUACAAUGUACCCAACAGUGGCUGCAAAGGCUUUGGCUACGCUAGAUCAGCUCAGUCAAGGACGUGUAGUCGUACAUUUCAUUGCUGGGGGAAGUGACGCCGAGCAGGCCAAAGAAGGUGACUUCUUGACCAAGGAUCAGCGAUAUGGCCGUUUGGAGGAGUACAUCAAGAUUCUUCGUCGCGCCUGGGAAUCUAAGGAGCCUUUUGAUUGGGAAGGGAAGUAUUAUCAGUUCAAACAAUUCAGCAAUGGAGUCCAGCCAACCAAAGGGUCGAUUCCUGUCUCAGUUGGUGGCUCUUCUGAUGAAGCCUACCGCAUCGGAGGGUCCCUAGGCGACAUAUUCGGGUUAUGGGGAGAGCCGUUGAAGGAAACCAAAGAUCAAAUCGAUCGCAUCUACGCAGAAGCUGAGAAGGCUGGCCGUAAAGACCGCCCAAAGAUCUGGGUCACCUUCCGUCCCAUCACCGCAGAGACUGAUGAUCUCGCUUGGGCCAAGGCCCACCGAACGCUGGACGCUCUGAAAGGAGGCAAGCCUCUAGGGGGAAUUGUGCCAGCGACCAGUAGUACGCCUCAGAACGUUGGGUCUCAAAGAUUACUCGAGAUCGCAGCCCGCGGCGAAGUGCAAGAUCGUGCCCUCUGGUAUCCCACAGUCACUGCCACCAAUGCGCGAGGAGCAUCUACUGCACUGGUUGGCUCUUAUCAGACUGUCUCCGAUUCCAUCUUGGACUAUGUCAACCUCGGCUGCGAGCUCAUCUCCAUUCGUGGGUACGACAACUACAAUGAUGCCGUUGACUAUGGCCGCUACAUAUUACCAAACGUUCGCGAGGCACUGGUAGAGAAAGAAAAGGGCACAAGCGAAGUCAAGGAGCCUAAUGGUUCUAGUACCGUCCAGACCGAAUCUGGCUGA
Molecule: messenger RNA, 1140 nt
Organism: Neoarthrinium moseri
Lineage: Eukaryota; Fungi; Ascomycota; Sordariomycetes; Amphisphaeriales; Apiosporaceae
Exons: 3
Coding region: 1-1140 (379 amino acids)
Molecular function (GO): oxidoreductase activity, acting on paired donors, with incorporation or reduction of molecular oxygen
Source: RefSeq, a predicted model, not a curated record